AUGGUUCCUCCUAACUAUCAUGAAUUCUCCCUAAAUGAUAUUUCUUUGAUGUAUAGUUAUCGACCCGAGGAUGAGGUAACAGUGCCUGUUAAUGUGUUGAUAGGUCUUGGUGUAGGGUUGCCAGUGAUCCAGUUCAUAGCAUUUUCUCUAUAUAGAGGAAAUGUAUCUACAACCAGGAAAUUGUGGGAUAUCCAUGCGGGAUUACUAUCAUUAACAGGAGCCAUGAGUAGUCAACUAAUGGUCACUUGUAUAUUAAAGAACAUAUGUGGACUUCCUCGACCUGACUUGAUUUCUAGAUGCCAGCCCGAUGAUCAAAUAGCACCAAUUUACGAAUUAAGUAAUAUCGCUAUUUGUAAUGGUAAUCAGCAGUUUAUUGAUGAAGGAUUCAGAUCUUUUCCUUCAGGUCACCUGUCAACGAUUUUCUGUGGAAUGGUGAUAACCUCAUUGAACAUAUCAGGGAAAUUGCAAGUUUUCGACAAAAGAGGUAUAUCGUUGAAAGUUUUAAUAUCGAUUGUACCGUUGAUGAUAGCUUGUUUUAUAGCCUGUACACGAAUAAGUGAUAACAGACAUUUCUUAAGAGAUGUUAUUGGGGGAUCUAUUAUUGGGAUAUAUAUUGGAUCAUGGUUCUAUUUACAAUACUUCCCGAGUGUUUUGGAUCUUGAAAAUGGAGGAAGAGCAUAUCCACCUCGAAGAUUAGGGGUAUCUAAAUAUCUAAGGGAGGUUGGUGGAUUCUGGAAAUUCAAGGAUGAAACUGGGUCCUUCAAUGAACGAAAUUUGAAUUGUGAAGAAGUUUGGCGAAAAUUAGAUAAUCCAGUUCCAUUAAUUGAAUUUUUAGAUCUCGAUACCAACAUAAAGAUAUUCAACGAUUUAGUGUAA
Molecule: messenger RNA, 876 nt
Organism: Yamadazyma jaroonii
Lineage: Eukaryota; Fungi; Ascomycota; Pichiomycetes; Serinales; Debaryomycetaceae
Source: the annotation of a GenBank genome assembly